GGCGUAGCAGCAUCCCAUAAGAUUUUCAUCAAAACUAGUUUUGAAGGUUUGUUAUUGUAUACAGACAGACUUUUAAAUUCAAAAGAUUUAACAAUACUAAAACCUCCGGUUGAGCUAGAGGGUUGAUAUCUUAACGACGCCGUUUAAGUACUUGGAUCAGUACCGGCCGUCUUCUAUCUGAAUCGAUUUUUGGGAUCUCCAAGAGAAAGAAGACGAGAAACCUGUGAAACCCAAAAGAAAAAAAAACAUCGAAGAAAGGAAAAUGGCAGGACGAUUGAGCGGUGUGGCUUCACGGAUCAUGGGUGGAAACGGCGUUGUUGCCAGAUCCGCCGCCUCUUCUCUCCGCCAACGCGCCGGCAUGGGUCUCCCUGUCGGCAAACACAUCGUCCCCGAUAAGCCGCUUUCGGUUAACGACGAGCUGAUGUGGGACAACGGGACUGCGUUUCCAGAGCCUUGCAUAGAUCGGAUUGCUGAUACCGUCGGGAAGUACGAAGCAUUGGGAUGGUUGUGUGGCGGUUUAGGGUUCUUUGCGACUCUGGGUCUGCUCGCUGUUUUGAACGAUAAAGCUUCAAAGGUUCCAUUUACACCACGAGUGUAUCCGUAUGACAACCUCAGAGUGGAGCUUGGAGGAGAGCCAUAGAGACCUAUCAAGUGAUCUGCUCAUCAAACUCAAGCGUGUUUUCUUCACUGCUCUGUUCUUCAAAAUGUUUUUAUUUUCUGCUCAGAACUUGAAGACAAAAGAAUAAGAGAGACUUUUGGUUUUAUUACGUGUUGUCUCUGUAAUUAACAGUGACCAUUUGGGUAUGCAUAAGAGAAAGACAUCUGUUUCAGCAAAUCUAAAAA
Molecule: messenger RNA, 843 nt
Organism: Eutrema salsugineum
Lineage: Eukaryota; Viridiplantae; Streptophyta; Magnoliopsida; Brassicales; Brassicaceae
Product: NADH dehydrogenase [ubiquinone] 1 beta subcomplex subunit 8, mitochondrial
Exons: 4
Coding region: 263-640 (125 amino acids)
Source: RefSeq, a predicted model, not a curated record